Cynara cardunculus var. scolymus (artichoke) is the source of this 2343-nucleotide messenger RNA. RefSeq lists its product as uncharacterized. The record is from RefSeq and is a predicted model, not a curated record. NCBI's taxonomy places the organism in Eukaryota, Viridiplantae, Streptophyta, Magnoliopsida, Asterales, Asteraceae. Bases 1 to 2343 code for a protein of 780 amino acids. The transcript has 5 exons. Gene Ontology annotation, molecular function: nucleic acid binding; zinc ion binding.
AUGGAGGAUGGUUAUUGUAGGAAGAUGAGUAGAGGGUUUGUACACCAUCCGAGAGUGGACGGAUACGGAUUGGUUCUUAAUGAACAUCGAAAGGAGGAUAUUGUGAAAGGGAAGCGGGUUGAUACGGGUGCCAUUUCUCAACCUAAGUCCACCCAAACUUCGUUUAAAACAUUCAAAACUAGUGGAGCAACUGAAUUUAAUGGGGUGUCAGAUCCAACUGUAGCUAUCGAAUGGCUACUGAACACAGAAAAAGUGUUUCGGAUCUCCAAAGUCUCUGAAGAGGAUAAGGUUAACUAUGCGACCGCUAUGUUUAUGAGUAGUGCACUGAUAUGGUGGGACGCAACCUACCAGUCUCUGAAUGAGGCUGAAAGAAAUAAUUUAACUUGGGAAGGCUUCAAAACCAWUUUUCACRAAHAAUAYURUCCCCCUGACUUACURAAACGGUUGGAGAAAGAGUYYAUUGACCUUAAACAAGGAGAUUUGACUGUGGUGCAGUAUGAGACCCAGUUCAAUAUGAAGGCACGUUUUGCCUCACGUUUCGUUACCUCUGAACAACACAAGAUUGAACAUUUUGUUGAUGCUCUGAGGAGAGAGAUUAAAGAAUUUGUAUCAAAUCGUGAUCUUAGAAGUUUUCGGAGAGCGGUUGAAUGUGCUAAACGACGAAAACACGAACUUUCUCUCUAUGGUGAAUCCAUACCCGAACCAAAGAGACAGAGAACUAAAAUAACAACUUAUGUACUUGCAAACCGACCUAAUCGAUCUUUCACCCCAAGAAGGAGUCAGUCUCAGAGUUCUCCUCGAGCCCCAUCUCGAGCCUAUUCCAUGCAGUCAAACACACCUUGCGCAUGCCAACGAUGUGGCAAGGCGCACUCGGGACGAUGUUUCUCUGAACCGUCCAAAAWUUYRUGUUAUUCCUGUGGUGAAGUUGGGCAUAUUCGUACAAAUUGCCCAAGACGAGAUCGAGCGUGUUAUACUUGUGGAGCUUAUGGACAUCGUCAGCUUAAUUGUUCAAAUUCCCAACGUGAGGAUAGUAAGGCCUCAGUACGACAACCAAUGGUGGGAGGUUCCUCAACCCGAAAGGAGGAAGUACCAAGAGCAAGAGUUAGAGCGUUCCAGAUCACAGCAGAGGAGGCUCGGGAGGAGCCAGAGCUCGUCACUAGUAUAUUUUUCGUGAAUUCUCAUCCUGCACGUAUAUUGUUUGAUUCUGGUUCUACGUAUUCCUUCGUGUCGCAUGCCUUUGUUCGCUUUCUCGAAUCUAUUCCUGUACUUUUUGAUAAACCGUUUUCUGUGGAUACCGCUAGUGGAACCCCUUUAGUAGCUGAUAGAGUAUUCAAUGAUUGUACAUUAGUAUUGGAGGAACAAAACUUCUCAGUAGACUUAAUCCUUAUGGAUAUUCGUGGCUUUGAUGUGGUUAUUGGUAUAGAUUGGUUAGUAGCAAAUCGGGCGGAUAUUAUUUGCGUGCAACGAAUGAUCCGAAUACCAGUUAGUAAAGGAGAUUAUGUUUAUGUGUACGGAGAAAAAGGGGUCGGUGACAUCAAGGAUGUCUUUCCUGAUGAUUUGCCUGGUCUACCACCGGAUAGGCAAGUAGAAUUUCGAAUUGACCUUGUGCCAGGUGCUGCACCUAUUGCACGGACACCCUAUCGUCUUGCCCCGGCAGAAAUGAAGGAAAUGAUGAGCCAAUUACAGGGAUUAUUGGAUAAAGUAACAAUCAAGAAUAAAUAUCCGUUAUCACGUAUUGACGAUUUGUUCGAUCAACUACAAGGAGGAAGUUAUUUUUCCAAGAUCGAUUUGAGAUCCAGAUACCAUCAGCUCAAGGUACGGGAUGAAGAUGUACCAAAAACGGCUUUCCGUACUCGAUACGGACACUAUGAGUUCUUUGUAAUGCCAUUUGCUCUAAUGAAUGCUCCGGCUGCAUUCAUGGAUUUGAUGAAUCGAGUAUGUCGGUCUAUGCUCGAUAAGUCUGUCAUUGUAUUCAUUGAUGACAUACUUGUGUAUUCUAAGUCAGAAAUUGAUCAUGCUACGCAUCUCCGUCAGAUGUUGGAGUUACUAAGAAAAGAGAAAUUAUAUGCCAAGUUCUCAAAAUACAAAUUCUGGCUCAGAAAGGUGCAAUUCUUAGGGCAUGUGAUCUCCGAUGAGGGUAUUUCCGUUGAUCCAUUUAAAAUUGAGGCAAUUCAGAAUUGGGAACAACCGAAGAAUGCCUCAGAAAUCCAAAGUUUUCUUGGAUUAGCAGGUUAUUACCGACGAUUCAUAAAAGACUUUUCAAAGAUUGUCGUUCCCCUUACUUCACUCACUCGCAAAGUUGUGAAGUUUGUAUGGAAUGAAGAACAAGAAAAAGCUUUUUAG